UUGAUACUCUACCUCUAUUUUGCAUAUGGCUAAAUUAGCUACAAACAUGAUGCUUUCCUCUGAGUGCUUCACUUGUUAGGACAAGAAUGUGUGAUUUGUCUUUAAGUUAGUUUAUAUGGAAGAGUAAAUUAACAACCUAAUUUGUAUCAUUUUGUAUUUAUUCGCUGCUAGUGAUGUGACCAAGAUAACAGAAGAUCUUUAAAAAGUAACAAGUUUAUUUCUGGAUUUUAGCUUUCUUUAAAUGGUUUUUAAGUUAUUCUGAAACUGUUUGUAAGUUGUUUUCAAUAUUUUAGGGUAAGUUUUGUCUUUUGUUGGAUCAUGUGAGUGUUGUUUACAAUGUUGCGGAGCAUUGAGGCCGGUUCGAUUAUUUUUCUCAUUGUAGUCCACUCAUGAUAAUAUGUUGCCUGAAAUCUAUUUAGAUUUAUGCUCCAUGGGCUCUUAAAUGAUGUUUCUGCAUGUUCCUGAUAGCUAGUUAUAGUUUCACUUUUUUCUUCCCCUCCUUGUUAGUUGUGUCAUUGGUAGAUAAUUUCUUGUGAUCUCUCAUCUCUGAUAUACGUGUUUACUUGGUUUUGGAUUCUCAGGUGCUUCAUAAAAGUCAUUGACGAUCAAAUUUUAUUUUAAAAUUGCUGAAAUUAAGAAGUUUGCCGAAGUGGUUAUGGGAACAGAAGAAGAGAGCUCACCUGCCAACCAUUCUAAACCUACUGCUUCAGCUCAGGAAAUGCCUACGACACCUGCAUAUCCUGAUUGGUCAAGCCAGAUGCAGGCUUAUUAUGGUGCCGGAGCUACUACACCUCCCUUUUUUGCCUCAACUGUUGCUUCAACGACUCCGCAUCCAUAUAUAUGGGGAGGCCAGCAUCCUUUAAUGCCUCCAUACGGCACCCCAGUUCCGUAUCCAGUUAUAUAUCCUCCAGGGGGAGUAUAUGCACAUCCUAAUAUGGCCAUCGCUCCAAGUUCUGUACCAAAUAAUGCUGACCAUGAAGAGAAGAGUGCUGAUGACAAGGAUCGAGGUGCCACCAAAAAAUCCAAGGGAACUUCAGGAAGCAAGGUUGAAGAGAGUGGAAAGGCAGCUUCCGGAUCUGGAAAAGAUGGCGGCUCUCAAAGUGGUGAAAGUGGCAGUGAGGGUACAGCAGAUGGAAGCGAUGAGAAUAAUCAACAAGAACCUGGUGCUGUGAAAAAGGGAAGCUUUGGACAGAUGCUUGCAGAUGCCAAUAUGCAGAGUAAUACUGCUGUGGCUUUGGUUCCUGGGAAACCCGUAGUCCCUAUUCCUGGAACUAAUUUGAAUAUUGGGAUGGACAUAUGGAGUGGUGCCCCUGCUGCCACAGGAGCUGCAAAAAUGCGACCCAACGUGUCUGGUGCUGUAGCUGCAGCUGCUCCUGGAGUUGUAAUGCAUGACCAGUGGAUUCAAGAUGAGCGUGAGUUGAAAAGACAGAAAAGGAAGCAGUCUAACAGGGAAUCUGCCAGGAGAUCAAGAUUACGAAAGCAGGCGGAGUGUGAAGAGCUACAAGCAAGGGUGGAAAACUUGGCGAACGAAAACUGCACCCUUAGAGGGGAACUACAGAAGCUUUCUGAUGAAUGUGAGAAGCUUUCAUCAGAAAAUAGUUCAAUUAAGGAGGAAUUGAUGCGGAUUUGUGGACCGGAUGCUCUUACUAAGCUUGAACAAGAGAACCCCUCUUCAGUUGUCGAGGGUAAUAGUUAGUAGGAAAUCUACAGAGAUAACUUGGUGCAGGCAGUGCAGUAUUCCGUCUAGUAAUAUUCUUUUUUUAGCGUUGGCCAAUAACCUAAUAGGACAUUUGUUUUCUUACUAAUCUAAACCCUUAAGACUCUUAACGUUGUAACCGAAACAACUCUCAACCAGGUCAGAUUGUGGUAUUGAUGUAAUUGAUUGGACAGUCAUCCAGAUUUUGAUCCAAGUUUAUAUUUAAUAUAUAAAAUGAAACAACAUGAUUAGAUA
Messenger RNA from Gossypium raimondii (Peruvian cotton), 1951 nucleotides. Its product is annotated as G-box-binding factor 1. NCBI's taxonomy places the organism in Eukaryota, Viridiplantae, Streptophyta, Magnoliopsida, Malvales, Malvaceae. Gene Ontology annotation, molecular function: sequence-specific DNA binding; DNA-binding transcription factor activity. The record is from RefSeq and is a predicted model, not a curated record. The transcript is spliced from 11 exons. Gene Ontology annotation, cellular component: nucleus. The coding region runs from base 656 to 1696 and encodes 346 amino acids. Gene Ontology annotation, biological process: regulation of DNA-templated transcription.